ACGUAGGAUAUCCGACCUGAAAUUUUCUUCUCGACAGUGUAUUCAAUUUCGCUAGUAUAUUGACUGCAAAUCGUCGUUGGACUAAAUUCAUCAACCAAUUCAGUGGAAUCCGUGCUUUGACCUAGCGGAAUAUUCUAUUGAUUGUUUGCCAUGGGUUUGUCGCACAGUAUUUCUGUUCCAGGCGGCGGCACGGAAGGCUAUCAUGUCCUCCGGGUUCAGGAAAAUUCGCCUGGCCAGCAAGCCGGUUUGGAGGCAUUUUUUGAUUUCAUCCUGGCGAUUGGAAAUACCCGGUUGGAUCAGGACAAUGGCACAUUGAAAGAAUUGCUGAAGGCUAACAUUGAUAAGGAGAUACAGAUGACAAUAUUUAGCAGCAAAACGCAAAAUAUUCGAGUGGUGAAUAUUAUGCCCAGCACUACGUGGGGUGGACAAGGGUUGCUUGGAGUCAGCAUAAGGUUCUGUUCGUUCGAGGGAGCAAACGAGAAUGUUUGGCAUGUACUGGAGGUUCACCCAUCCUCACCGGCUGAAGAGGCCGGUUUGAUUCCGUUUACCGAUUACAUCAUAGGUGCGGAUUCGAUAUUGCACGAGAGUGAAGACCUCUUUACGUUGAUCGAAUCACAUGAAGGAAGACCGCUGAAGAUGUACGUGUACAAUAUCGGGAAAGACGCAUGCAGGGAGGUGACAAUUACGCCAAACAGUAAAUGGGGCGGAGAUGGAAGUCUUGGCUGUGGGAUCGGGUACGGAUACCUGCACCGGAUACCGAUCAGAGUGUUACCGGCGGAUGCCAAAACAAGUCAACAAACCGGAGCGGCGCUUAGUCAAGCCAUGACGAGUGUGCCUGCGCCCGUUUCGGUGGGUGACACAAAUGCGAAUGCAAAUGCGCCGAAUCGACCGAUUCCUUUCAUUCCAAUGGUACCACCAUUAGCCAAUACGUUUGCGUCGGCAAACACAGCGCCAACAGACUUGCUGACCGUAUCCCAGACAACGGUGGCGGACAAUACAACGACGCUAACGAAUCAACUUUCCACACUGAGCACAUUGGACCAGGUGAAUAACAAUCCAAAUCUGUCGCCGAACGUUUCCGUUGGGGCCACGAACGCUAAUACCCUGGGAACCCCGGUCAAUUCAGUUGCAUCGCCGCUCAUCAACAUUGGAGAGACGUUUUACACGCCCCCAACGCAUUUCGUCAGCUCCGCGGCUAAUGUUCCCGUUUCACCGGCAACCGAUGUAGCUGCUGCUAUGCCCGCUGCAUCAAGUGAUAUUCCGAUGUAUCCGCCGCAAGUACAGCAAGUGCCCUAUUCGGUUCCAAAUAGCCAACAGCAAACUCUGAUCGACAUGUCCUACCCACAAUCCGUCACCAGCAGUACUGCACCACCAUCAACGUUGCCAACAGUCAAUCCGAGCGUUUUCUCCUCGAACCUACCGCCCCCAUCUUCACUAACGAAUGACUUCUACCAGACUUAUGGUGCCACACCAAACCCAGCGGCUGUUACAACUCCGACAACCUUUUUGCCAACUGCUUUAUCCUAUCCUUCGAGCAACAUCGACUUCCACCAGCAAGCACAGCCCCAAUAUCCGGCACAAACGUACGCCGCAGGACAAGCACCAGCCCCCAUCCAGAUGUAUUCUACCUUCCCUCAGCAAAUAUCUCCAGAUUCUGGCCAUCAACAGCAGCCAUCGCCACUGUUCCAAACGAGUGCCGUAACAACGCCCAUUUCUCUGCCCGGAAUGCCACCCAUUACGGUCAGUGCCACCAUCCAAGCGGAGGCUCUGAGGGGACUGCAGUUCAGCGGUAACUCUCCAUCUUCGGCGGGGGCAGCGCCGCAACAGCAAUGAUAGCUUUAUAGAACUGACAAGUUAUUGUAUGUAUGUUUUUCAAUUCUUUUGUUAAAUUCCAAGGGAUCAGCGGCGGGUGGCUCUAGCCGUUGUUAGUUCUACGUUUAGUAUUUGUAUUCUGGCUUCAUCUUUGUUACGACUGAAGCCGCGAAAUUCGACGCCCUGUUGAACAAUUGUGUAUUCCUUAUGCGAACCCUUUAUUUAAUCCUGAAGCAGAACCAACAUUAAUCGUUAUGAAUAUUUUUAUUCUAAAGUGUUUAUCAUAGAUCAAUCCGUGCGAUGAAUUAUUAAGUUACUAAUGGUUGUUUUCGUGCAAUCUGUACUACUUUUAGAUUUAAUAGGUCAAGACUAGAAAACAAACAAAAAAAAACAAUUGUGAAUCAUCGCGAGUAUUGGCUGAUUGUAUAUUGUAUCGAUAAUUUCUGUAAAACGCCUGCAUUUUACGCGUUCGCUGUCCAAGCAAACCUAAAUCGGAUUAUAGGAAUUAUUCAA
Molecule: messenger RNA, 2325 nt
Organism: Toxorhynchites rutilus septentrionalis
Lineage: Eukaryota; Metazoa; Arthropoda; Insecta; Diptera; Culicidae
Gene: Grasp65
Product: Golgi reassembly-stacking protein 2
Exons: 4
Coding region: 151-1833 (560 amino acids)
Biological process (GO): Golgi organization
Cellular component (GO): Golgi apparatus
Molecular function (GO): protein binding
Source: RefSeq, a predicted model, not a curated record